Molecule: messenger RNA, 1972 nt
Organism: Pyrgilauda ruficollis (rufous-necked snowfinch)
Lineage: Eukaryota; Metazoa; Chordata; Aves; Passeriformes; Passeridae
Gene: TPP1
Product: tripeptidyl peptidase 1
Exons: 13
Coding region: 94-1812 (572 amino acids)
Biological process (GO): proteolysis; central nervous system development
Molecular function (GO): tripeptidyl-peptidase activity; serine-type endopeptidase activity
Source: RefSeq, a predicted model, not a curated record
CCACGUGACGUUCAUCACGUGGCCGCUGUUUUGGUGUCCCCACGUGGCGGGAGUCACGCGCUCGCAGCACACGUGACCGGGCGGCACGGCGGCAUGGCGCGGGGGUGUUGGGGGAUCCCCGCCGUGCUGGCGCUGUGUGCGGCCGCCUGGAGCUGCGCCUCGGGGCUGGCGCUGGAGCGGGAUCAGCCGUUCCGCGUGCCCCCCGGCUGGGCCCACGCCGGCCGUGUGGAUGCCGGGCACCCGGUGCAGCUGACCUUCGCCCUGCGGCAGCGCGGCACUGCCCAGCUCGCCCGCCUGGUCCAGGCCGUCUCGGACCCUCGGUCCCCGCGAUACGGGCAGUACCUGUCCCUGGAGCAGGUCAGGGACUUGGUCCAGCCUUCCCCAGCCACACUGAUGACAGUUCUGAAGUGGCUGCAAGGCCAUGGUGUAGAGGACUGCCGGAGUGUCACCACCCUUGACUUUCUAGAGUGUUACCUGCCUGCAAGCACGGCCGAGCGCCUGCUCCCCGGGGCCGAGUUCCACCGGUACGUGCAGGGCCAGCACAGCCUGGUGCGGUCCCCACUGCCCUACACUGUCCCCGCAGAGCUCGCCGAGCACCUGGACUUCGUGGGUGGGAUGCACCGGUUCCCCACGGAGCGCAAGGCAGGCAGCAGAGCCAGGGCCAGGAAGGACCCACAGCUGGCACGAGCGUCGUUCCACCUGGGCGUGACACCGGCCGUCCUGCGCCAGAGAUACAACAUGACAGGGGGGGACGUGGGGCUCCUGCCCAACAACAGCCAGGCCUGUGCACAGUUUCUGGAGCAGUACUUCCACCAAGCUGACCUGGCUGAGUUCAUGCAGCUGUUUGGCAGUGGCUUUGCCCACCGCACGCAGGUGGACCGGGUGGUGGGACAUCAGGGCCGUGGCAAAGCCGGGCUGGAGGCCAGCCUGGACGUGGAAUACAUCAUGAGCACAGGUGCCAAUGUCUCCACCUGGGUCUUCAGCAACGCAGGGCGCCAUGAGAGCCAGGAACCCUUCUUGGCCUGGCUGCUGCUGCUCAGCAACAUGUCAGCGGUGCCCUGGGUGCACUCGGUGAGCUACGGGGACGACGAGGACAGCCUGUCCUACGCCUACAUGGAGCGCGUCAACACCGAGCUCAUGAAGGCGGCAGCCCGCGGCCUCACCAUCCUGUUCGCCUCAGGUGACGACGGAGCUGGCUGUCGGCGGGAGCACAGCGGGAACCACACGUUCCGGCCCAGCUUCCCGGCCUCCAGCCCCUACGUCACCACUGUGGGUGGCACGUCCUUCAAGAACCCCUUCCUGGUGACAGAGGAGGUGACAGAUUACAUCAGCGGGGGCGGCUUCAGCAACAUCUUCCCCAUGCCUGAGUACCAGGCCGCUGCUGUCGGGCGUUUCCUGCGCUCAGCCUCGAAGCUGCCGCCCAGCUCCUACUACAACAGCAGCGGCCGCGCGUACCCCGACCUGGCUGCGCUCUCCGACAACUACUGGGUGGUGACAAACCGCAUCCCGCUGCCCUGGGUGUCGGGGACCUCGGCGUCCACGCCGGUGGUGGCGGGCAUGGUGGCACUGAUCAACGACCGGCGCCUGCAGCGGGGGCUGGCACCCCUGGGCUUCCUCAACCCUGCGCUCUACCAGCUGCAGAAACAAGGGCAUGGUGAUGCGUUCUAUGAUGUGAUCCAGGGCUGCCACCUGUCGUGCCUGGACGGCACCGUGCAGGGCCAGGGCUUCUGCGCCACCCCCGCCUGGGACCCGGUCACGGGCUGGGGCACCCCCAACUUCCCGCGCCUGCUGCGGGCGCUAGGGCCGCGCUGACCAGGACAGCGGGAGCAGACAGCGGGGCCGAACAGCGGGAGCGGGCAGCGGGAGCGGACGCUGUGACCGGACGCCGGGAGCGGGCAGCGGCACCGGGCCGCGAGCGGCGCGGAACCGGGGGCGGGGCGGGGGCGGAGCAAUAAACGCGCGAAGCCCCGCC